Erythranthe guttata (spotted monkey flower) is the source of this 1438-nucleotide messenger RNA. RefSeq names its product WAT1-related protein At1g44800. The record is from RefSeq and is a predicted model, not a curated record. Gene Ontology annotation, cellular component: membrane. NCBI's taxonomy places the organism in Eukaryota, Viridiplantae, Streptophyta, Magnoliopsida, Lamiales, Phrymaceae. Gene Ontology annotation, molecular function: transmembrane transporter activity.
AUAGAAAAGGCCAGAAGCCCAUUUUUGUGUAUCCCAUAUAUUCAUUAUACUAAGUACCAUUUGGGUAUUGAAAAAAAAUAAUAUAUUUUUUAGAGUGAUCAAGAGAGAAAAUAAUUAAUUAUGGGUGAAGAAGGAGUUUUCAAUAAGAUGAAGCCUUAUUUGGCAAUGAUAUUCCUUCAAUUUGGUUAUGCUGGAAUGUACAUAGUUACCCUUGUUUCAUUCAAACGUGGCUUUAGCCAUUGGGUUUUUGUUGUCUAUCGCCAUGCCGUUGCUACCCUCGUUUUUGCUCCGUUUGCAUUUUUCCUCGAAAAGAAAAGAAGGCCAAAGAUGACAAUAUCAAUAUUCUUCAAGAUUAUGGUGCUUGCUUUCUUGGAGCCGGUGCUGGACCAGAACUUGUACGGUGUAGGAAUACAGUACACGUCAGCAACCUUUGCAUCAGCUACUGUUAAUGUUCUUCCCGCCAUCACCUUCAUCAUGGCCCUCAUUUUCAGGUUGGAAAAGGUGAAUCUGAAAAAGAUGUACAGUUUGGCAAAGGUGAUUGGUACGGCGGUGACAGUGACAGGAGCGAUGGUGAUGACACUGUACAAAGGCCCCGCCGUCGAUAUAUUCCGCAACGGCAGCCACCACCAAGCCGCCGCCGGUUCCGCCGAUCAGCACUGGGUCGCCGGCACUAUUAUGUUGCUCUCUUGUAUUGUCGGCUGGUCCGCCUUCUUUAUCCUGCAAAACAAGACAUUGGAGGAGUACCCUGCUGAGCUGUCACUGACGUCAUUAGUUUGUUUCAUGGGAACAUUGGAAGGAGGAGUGGCGGCUGUAAUAAUGGAACGCCGUAAGAGUGCUUGGGCUAUUGGUUUUGAUUCCAGGCUUCUAGCAGCUUCUUAUUCUGGGAUAGUGUGCUCAGGAAUAGCAUACUACAUGCAAAGUGUAGUGAACAGGGUUCGAGGUCCGGUGUUUGUGACAGCGUUUAGUCCUCUCAGCAUGAUUAUUACUGCUGUGUUGGGUGCCCUAAUUUUGUCUGAGCAAAUUCAUCUUGGAAGCUUAAUCGGAGCGGUGAUAAUAGUAUUUGGGCUGUACUGUGUGGUUUGGGGCAAAAGCAAAGAGAAUAAUAAUAAACCAGGUGGUUCAGACAAAUUGGCAUCAUCAGGAAAAGGCGGCCAAGAAUUGCCUAUAGUUUCGGACAAGAAUUUUCACGAUGUUAUUAAUACUAAUGGUGCGAAACCAAUGAUUCGUGACAAGAAUUCCUUACACCACCAACAAGAGCCAUGAUCUAUGUGAUGAAGCAGCAAUAAUAUUUACCACUGCGCCUACCACUCUAUUUAUAUAUAAUCCCAUUAUCUUUUGUACGUACUAUAAUUGUAAUAACCUAAAUAUGUUGCAACUUUUGAUUAUUCAUUCUAAUUAAUGUUCAACCGCAUAUAUAUAUAUUUCUCUUACCACUCUU